Molecule: messenger RNA, 1634 nt
Organism: Aphidius gifuensis
Lineage: Eukaryota; Metazoa; Arthropoda; Insecta; Hymenoptera; Braconidae
Gene: Coq2
Product: 4-hydroxybenzoate polyprenyltransferase, mitochondrial
Exons: 5
Coding region: 80-1273 (397 amino acids)
Biological process (GO): ubiquinone biosynthetic process
Cellular component (GO): mitochondrial inner membrane
Source: RefSeq, a predicted model, not a curated record
CUCUGAAUACGGGUGCUGCUGAGUGCUCUUCAGCUGUGGCAACCCUGAACCUUUUUCUUCGCGAAACAGUGCGAAAACAAUGAUGGUGAUCAAUAAACAAGCUCACCAAAAAUUUUUGGGUUUUGUUAAAUAUCUCCACAUAGAUUCCUGGAAACAUAUUCGGUACAAGCAUACGAAUGUUUUACAACGUACGACAUCAAGUUUAAAGAAUUCUUUUGGAAUAAAAACAAGCUGCGAAAAUAGAAAUGGUCAUGUUGUGAACGAUGAAAAAUACACAAGUGAAGUAACUUCUGCGGAUAUAAACAUUACGAAAAACUUCUCAAGUCGAUUGGAUUGUGAACAAAUAGCGUCAUCUAACUGGUCAGCGAAAAUAGUCAACAGUUCUCCCUUGAAACUACAACCUUAUAUGAAGCUUAUGAGAAUUGAUAAGCCUAUAGGUUCCUGGUUAUUGUUUUGGCCUUGUAGCUGGAGUAUUGCUAUGGCUGCUGCACCGGGUACUUUUCCAGAUAUUGAAAUGCUCAGUUUAUUUGGUUUGGGAGCUUUUGUGAUGCGUGGAGCUGGCUGCACUAUUAAUGAUAUGUGGGAUCGAAAUAUUGACAAAAAAGUUGCCAGAACGAAAAGUCGGCCUUUGGUAGUUGGUGAUGUGACGACAUUUCAAUGUUUGAUGUUCCUUGGAGGACAGCUCAGUAUCGGGCUUGCUAUACUCCUACAGCUGAACUGGUAUAGUGUUUUAUUGGGUGCAAGUUCACUAGGACUUGUUGUUAUCUAUCCACUCAUGAAAAGGGUCACUUAUUGGCCUCAAUUAAUCCUUGGAAUGGCUUUCAACUGGGGUGCAUUAUUAGGUUGGUCAGCAAUUCAUGGGACUUGUGAGUGGUCAGUUUGUUUGCCCCUUUAUACAGCUGGUAUUUGUUGGACGAUAAUAUAUGACACUAUUUACGCUCACCAGGAUAAAGUUGAUGACAUUGUUCUUGGGAUAAAGUCAACAGCCUUGAAAUUUGGAGGUAAUACAAAUCUAUAUUUGUACUGUUUUGGAGCUUCAAUGAUUACAAGUUUGAUAACAUCAGGAAUUAUGUACGAUCAAUCUUGGCCAUACUAUGCAUCUGUAGGGUUAGUAGGUGGCCAUUUAAUAAAUCAGGUCCUGAACUUACAAAUCGAAAAUCCUACCGAUUGUGCACGAAAGUUUAAGUCUAACAACACCGUAGGUUUAUUCCUAUUUAUUGGAAUAAUGUUCGGUAAUUUAGUUAAAAAAAAACCGAACAUUGAAGAAAAGUGAAAAUAAGUUAAUUAACCAAAGAUAACUAACUCAUUAGCUAUUUGAAUAAAAUUACACUGAACAGAAGAAAAAAAUAAAUGUAAAUAUAGGCUUUCUCUGUUAAUAAAUAUUUUUCACAGUCAAACGACAAUUUUUGACAAUAUCAUUAUCGUCGAUUAAAAAUUUCGCAAUUCUACGAUUUCCGUGCGACGGAAUUUCUUAAAAGAGGCAAGAGGUGCAGUCGUUUGUUACGAAAUUAGGUCUAGGCAAGGUCCUUAGAUGAAUUACUGGGUUAGACAGGUCAUCCGAAGGGGUGCGUGAACCUGGCCUGCAUAAGUCCUAGAAAAUUAUCUAGGAUACUCAUUAGAAGCGUCUUGAUUUG